This is a messenger RNA of Lottia gigantea (owl limpet), 1422 nucleotides long. RefSeq lists its product as hypothetical. The transcript has 8 exons. Gene Ontology annotation, biological process: proteolysis. Gene Ontology annotation, molecular function: serine-type endopeptidase activity. Lineage: Eukaryota; Metazoa; Mollusca; Gastropoda; Lottiidae. The record is from RefSeq and is a predicted model, not a curated record. Bases 1 to 1290 code for a protein of 429 amino acids.
AUGGCUAGAUUUCUUGGAUUAAGUUGUGAGGUAUUUCCAGAAACACACGGUGGACACGCAGAUGUUUGUGAUGAUGUAUUGAAACUACAAGGCGGCAAAUGUAAGUCUGCGUGUGGUGCAAAUGAGGAAGAAUAUCCCAAUUAUGGUUAUGCGGCAUGUUUAGGUUCUCCAGGUUAUAUAUGUUGCAAACCAUUUGAAACAACUACUCCUAUGGAAACGACUACACCUGAACCUACUACCCCAACAGAACCACCAACAACCACCGAAGGACCAACUACUACCCCACAACCGGCUCCACCAGCUGAACAAUGUGGUGUUCAGCAGAAAAUGGAUGGCGCCUUCCUUACCGCUAGAAUAUUAGGUGGUGAUAAAUCAAAACGAUGUGACUGGCCAUGGAUGGUUUCUAUCAGAGGACGAGUAUCGACAACAUCGGGACUUACAGCUAAUAGCGCUGAUACUAUGGGUUUAUGUAAUGGUGUUUUAAUAAACCAAGAUUAUGUUUUAACAACUGCUGAUUGUGUUAUGUUUGCUCAUCUACCUGCUGGAGGAACAGAUCCACUGAAGAAUAUUGUGGUUGUAGCUGGAGAAACAGACAUUCAAAACACGGACUUCGGUAACGAUUCAAAACCAACAGAACAAGCUUUUACAUUAUCUGAAGUUAAAAUUCAUCCCGAUUUUUUCAAAUCAGAUCCGUCGCAAUGGCUGAACACUGAUCUGACAGCUGAUAAGGCGAUAAGAGAACACGAUAACUUUGCUCUCCUGAAACUUAGUCAACCAGCUGAAUUUAAUACGUGUAUUCGUCAAGUUUGUUUACCAGAAAAUCCUGCACCUUCUUCGGGCCAGAAAGAGAAUUGUAAAAUAGCAGCUUGGGGAAACGAUCAAACCAGUAUUGCAGCGGAAUUACCUGGAAACCUGAAGGAAGCAGACGUUUCUAUUUCCUCACAACAAGCAUACAACCAAGCUAUUGACUUUUUCAAUUUACCAAACCCUAAAUUAGCUCCACUAACAACAAUUGCCAAAUUCAAAACUGCUGGUGGUUCUUGCUUGACAAUAAAACAAUCGGUGACAAAUACCAAACAGUUUAAACAUCGGCAACGCGAUAAUCUUGUCGUGGAAGCGCAGGCACAUAGUGAUAGCGGUGGUAUGCUUGUUUGUCAAAACCAAGAAAAUCGAUGGGUUUUAGAAGGUCUGAUCAACAGACCAGAUUUUACUGAAUGUAACCCUACUGAAACUUUCAUAGUUUCCGAUGUCAGCCAAGCUCAAGAGUGGAUAAAAAAGGAAGCAGUUUAAGGAUUUUACGGUGAUACAUAAUAAGACCUAUUUUUAUUUUGUUAAGAAAUGACGACAAUUAAUAAAUUUCAAUUGUAAAUAGUAAUUUGUAAUUUAUUUUUGUAAGUGCAUAAAUACAAAUAGUGCCCAUCU